AAGAGUAAAAGUAUAUGUUAUUGACAAAUUUUUACUUACAAUAACUGUCAAAAAGGUGUGCCGAGUGCCGACCGAUCCUGCAAAACAUAACCUUUAUAAUAAUAGGUAUCUUACUAGAGUGAAAAUUAUUUAAAGUUUUAUGGAACAAUAACAGGGCCCUCAUUUAUAAUGGGUUCUAACGAAGAGCAAUUAACUUUCCUAGACCUCCUUGAUGUGGACGAAGAACUAAUCGACACAAGAUUGAAAUCUAUAAUGGAAAGGAAUAGUUACACAGAAAAACACCUGAAAAAUGCACUGUUAUUACUCCAAUAUAAACAUUUGAUUAAUAAACGUGAAGAUUCUGAGUGUGAUAAUCAGGCAGAGUGUAAUUUUAUAGCAAAGCUAAUGUCGAAUAUUCAGGAAGAAAAUGUGAAUAUUGUUUCUGAUAUUAUUAAAGUCGUGCUAAGUUUAAAUGUAAGUACUAUUAUAAGUAAGUCAGAGCAUUUGAUACAGCAAAUCUUGUCUUCCAUAGAUUUGCCUCACAUAAAUGACAUAGAAAAAGAUUCCAUUACGAAAAUAUUGCUAGAGCUCAAAAUAUGCGACAGUAUUUUAGAUGCAGUGGUUGGCCAUGGCGGUAAGAUCACAUUGUAUUUCAUGGAAACUCCGUUAGUUAAUAUUUUAAGCUAUCCAGAUGAGAAACUAAAAGUGCAUUUCUUGACCCAUACAGUUCCUAAAUUUUAUGUUAGUGUUGUGGGUUACAAUAUUUUAGAUAGAAUAUGGGAUUACAUGAGAGAUCUAGAGAAUGAUCACAGAGAGAAAGCAUUGAGGAUAUUAUGCUGUCUUUCGCAAUAUUACUUACCUAUUAAUGAUGAUGAGUGCAAUGUUAAAACAUAUUCUGAAAUAAUUUAUAAGACUGAAUUUUGGAAAAUCAUUUUAUAUGGACUUAACUCUCAAGAUGCAUCUGUAAGAAAAACAGCUAUUUAUUUAGCAAAAAGAGCAAUAGACCAUGUUGGGGAGAUAAAAAAAGAUGUCACUGUAAAAGAAAAAGAUAAUAUAUUUAUGUGGCAACAAAAGAAUUCCCAAAAUUUGAAAUUGGAGUGGGAUAACUUUUUCAUACUUAUUGAAAGUCUAGAAGAGAAACAGAGCAACAUAGUCCUACCGUCUUUGCAGCUAUUUGAUUAUUUAAAUAAUUUUGAAAAAUGUUGGUUGAUGUGUGCUUUUAAUAUUGGACUUAAACAUGAUAAUGCACUUGUAAGACUAAAAUGUAUUGAAUACAGACUUAAUUUUUAUUUUGACAGCACAUCUGAAGUUGUUUCUGUUUUGGAAGCAUUUAAUGAUAUAAAUCUAUUGGAUAAUAAAAAAGAAACUGAGUUGCUAGAAGCCAAAAUAAACAGAGCUAUUAUAGAAAAAGAUUGUAUCUUAAAUAUAAUAAAAGCAAUUCCUGAAGUGAAGUGGUCACCUGUGCCUCUAUACAGCUUGAGUAAUGUAUUGUCAAAUUUAAAAGUAAACAAUUUGACUAUGAACAUAGAAGAUCAUGAAUUUGAAAGUUUAAUGAAAAGUAUAUUAAAAGUGCCAUGCAAUAAUAUAAUAAUUCGGAAAGCAAUACACCUAAACAUAUCAUUAUUUGUUGGCAAUUGCUGUAAGGGUUUCAAUUGGAAGACAUUUUUACACAUUUAUCCAUUUUUCCAAAAUAAAUUUGAUGAUGAAAAUCCAUUUAUAGAACUUAUUACAAAUAUCAAUUUUACAGAUGAAGAAGAAAGACAUUUUUUCAAAUUCAUGGCAGAGUCACAAUCAUAUGUAGAUUUUUGUCUAUUAUACCUCAAUAGUCAUGAAAACAUCAGCCUGUUUAUUGAUGUAGUUAAUGAAGUAUUAAAAAAGAUUAGACAUGUUGUAGACAGACAAUACUGCAACAAAUUGGAGUGCAUUAAAGAUGUUUCGUUCAUCAUGCAUUUGCUUGGAGAAACAAAUAAAAAUAAGACCAUAACAAAUAAAGUUUUGAAUGAAGUAAUUCAACGAGAUUUUAAAAUAUUGUGCCAAUAUAUUUUAUGUUUAUUUUCAAAUGAUGCAGCUGCUACUAUUGCUGAUAUGGAAUUAAUUUUUGCAGCAGAUAAUUUUUUAAUUAACCCUAAUGAUGAAUUAUGUGAAAUCUUUCUAGUAUUGUAUAAAACUUCAACCAUAUUUUUAAUGGAUAAAGAGGCUGAUAUAGAUAAAAGGGUACUGAGUAUGUUCAUCAUAAACAAUAUAAUUUGGAAUAACAGACAUGACUCUUUUAUGCACAAACAUGAUAAAUUAAACAUAGAGAAGGUCAUGAGUUGGUCAAAUGAGUUACCUACUCAAAAUAUAGAAAGUGUGGGUAGAGUAAAAAGUAAAUUUCAUGAAGAAAGUUGUAAAUUAAUUCACACUUUGCUAAAAGAGGAGGAAACUUUUAAAGAUGAGGAUUUAUUGAAUUUUGUUGAAAAGGUUUUAGAUUGUGGCGGAUAUGGUUGUUUAAAAUGGAUCCUGAAAAUCAUACAUAUAAUCCUAAGCAGGAUUCUCAGUAAUAAAAAAUUCAAUAUGCCACAAUUUUUAAAUAGAACAUGGCAAGAGAUUGAAGAGUUGAAAUCGAAUAAUCAAUAUACUAUUUGUAUUCAAGGAUUUGUGGAUAUUUUAACACAUGAUGUGGUUUUGGAAAGAGCUGAAUAUAAUAAUGUAGUUGUGUCAUAUUGUAGUAAGAUUAUUGAAUAUGCUGCAGUGAAGAACAUGCCUCUAUACUACUUAAUUACAAAGUUAAAUGAAAAGAAAUGUCUCAAGCCUCAUCUGAUAUGCAUUCUUUGUGAAAUUUUGCUGUAUUCUCCAGUACAAAGAAAAGAUCAAAGAAUAAUGGACAGCACAGAAAUACAUAUUUUGAACAAUGCUAAAUAUGGAUGGGAAACGCAAAUCAUAAACUCUCACUAUGAUUUCCAAAUACAAUACGUUUCCUUAGCGACUCUAAGCAAGAUUAAAGACACAGAGACACUAAAAAUUAUACUGCAAUUAAUAAAAACAAGAAUGGACAUUUUGUUCCGAAAUAAAGUGCGGUACCACGGGAACUCGCAAACACAUCGGACAUUUUUGGCUGCAUUACAACAUUUCCUGUUUGGUCUUUUAUUAAAUGUGGAAAGUCGAAGUCAGGACCUGUUUAUUUGGUGCGUGGAAAUGUUAGGAAAGCUCCCGCACCAGCCUAGCGUGAGGAUUUGCUUAGAGUGGUAUAUAACUCUGUACUUGUAUUUAGAGAAGCAAACCAUUAAUGAGAAGUUACUACAAACAUUAAAAGCGAAGAAUGUACCUCUGUCCUCACAAUUCAUCGUCAUUUACUGGUCACUGAAACAUAAAUUACUAAGAAAAGUAUACACUCCAAACGAAUUUGAUUUCGUUAUGGACACCCUACUGUCACAUACAAUGGGCCAAAUAUUCAACAUAAGAUUAUUAGCGCAAUAUUUAUCAAAUAAUCUAUAUGCAUUGAAUAAAAAUGGAUCAGCCAAAUAUGUUACCACCAUAGAAAUAAUAGGCAGAACAUUUGCCCAAAGCUGCAAAGACAAAAACUUCUGCAAACUCCAAAAUGACUACUUCGUUAAUAAUUUUAAUAUAGUCGGCAAUUUUACACCGUAUUUCAUUUACGAAAUGAUUUCGAAAUAUUCAGAAGUUGGUAAUAAUGAUGAAAGAGAUUUGCAUUACAUUAAAAAUGUUCUGAAAGAUAUUGACGAAGCAUUACGCGAAGUUAGUGAUUUUAAAGAAGAAUGGCUUGAGCUUAGAUUGAGUGAUGAUUGUUAUGAUGUUAAAGUCAGUGAGGUUGCAGAAAAAAAUCUGGAAGACGUGGAAACAGUUUGUACGAUUCAAAAGAAAUAUAUACCAUGGAGGAAUAUGAGUGAAGUCAACUGUUAUGAUGUUGGGAAGAAGAGAGAAAGUGGAAGUCAGUUAAUAGUAGUGGCAUCGCUGAUAGAUAAAUUGCCGAACUUGGGCGGUAUGGCGAGAACUUGCGAGGUUUUUGGUGUGAAGAAAUACAUCGUGGAUAGCUUGCGACAUUUGGCGGAUAAGCAGUUUCAAGGAUUAAGUGUGUCGGCCGAGAGAUGGGUGGACGUGGAAGAGGUGCGUCCAGGACGAGCCCUGAAGGAGUACCUGACGCGGAUGAAGGCCGAAGGAUACUCUGUGGUGGCCGCUGAGCAGACUUCAACCAGCUGUAAACUGCAGAGCUUUAGGUUUCCAAAGAAAACAUUGUUGUUGUUAGGACACGAGAAAGAAGGCGUGCCGUGCGACCUGUUGCCCAUGAUGGAUCAUUGCGUGGAGAUACCGCAGCAGGGCUUCGUGAGGUCUCUGAACGUACACGUCACAGCCGCCAUAUUUGUUUGGGAGUACGCGCGGCAGAAUAUACUGUGAUUUGUAUUUAAAUAUUGAUUACCUCUUACAAGUUAGAUCUUGAGUCACAGCUAAUAAUGGUACAGGAAUCUCAACCAUACAUGAAAUUACAUUUAGUUGAAUAUGUAUCAUUUAGGCCAUGAGAAACUGAGGGCCUGUCGUAUCAAGAUGUGCUCAAUAAGACUAUUAUAAUAUUAAGUUGGUGUCUAUGUAGUGUUUGUAAAUAAAUCGUUUUGUAACAUUUUC
Manduca sexta (tobacco hornworm) is the source of this 4596-nucleotide messenger RNA. RefSeq names its product probable methyltransferase TARBP1. Gene Ontology annotation, molecular function: RNA binding; tRNA (guanine) methyltransferase activity. The record is from RefSeq and is a predicted model, not a curated record. Bases 169 to 4371 code for a protein of 1400 amino acids. NCBI's taxonomy places the organism in Eukaryota, Metazoa, Arthropoda, Insecta, Lepidoptera, Sphingidae. Gene Ontology annotation, biological process: tRNA methylation. The transcript has 7 exons.